Molecule: messenger RNA, 2594 nt
Organism: Myotis davidii
Lineage: Eukaryota; Metazoa; Chordata; Mammalia; Chiroptera; Vespertilionidae
Gene: PIK3C3
Product: phosphatidylinositol 3-kinase catalytic subunit type 3
Exons: 23
Coding region: 118-2379 (753 amino acids)
Biological process (GO): endocytosis; autophagosome assembly; autophagy of peroxisome
Cellular component (GO): phagophore assembly site; endosome; cytoplasm
Molecular function (GO): 1-phosphatidylinositol-3-kinase activity
Source: RefSeq, a predicted model, not a curated record
UGAUACCCUGACCUGCCCAGGAAUGCCCAGGUGGCCCUAACUAUAUGGGAUGUGUAUGGGCCAGGAAAGGCAGUGCCUGUGGGUGGGACAACGGUUUCGCUCUUUGGAAAAUACGGCAUGUUUCGUCAAGGGAUGCAUGACUUGAAAGUCUGGCCUAAUGUAGAAGCAGAUGGGUCAGAACCCACAAAAACUCCUGGCCGAACAAGCAGUACACUCUCAGAAGAUCAGAUGAGCCGCCUUGCCAAGCUCACCAAAGCCCAUCGGCAAGGACACAUGGUGAAAGUAGAUUGGCUGGACAGAUUGACAUUUAGAGAAAUUGAAAUGAUAAAUGAGAGUGAAAAACGAAGUUCUAAUUUCAUGUAUUUGAUGGUUGAGUUUCGAUGUGUCAAGUGCGACGAUAAAGAAUAUGGCAUUGUUUAUUAUGAAAAGGAUGGUGAUGAGUCAUCUCCAAUUUUAACAAGCUUUGAGAUAGUGAAAGUUCCUGACCCUCAGAUGUCUAUGGAGAACUUGGUUGAGAGCAAACACCACAAGCUUGCCCGGAGUUUAAGAAGCGGACCUUCUGACCAUGAUCUCAAGCCUAAUGCUACCACAAGAGACCAAUUAAAUAUUAUUGUGAGUUAUCCACCAACCAAGCAACUCACAUAUGAAGAACAAGAUCUUGUUUGGAAGUUUAGAUGUUAUCUUACUAACCAAGAAAAAGCUUUGACAAAAUUCUUGAAAUGUGUUAAUUGGGAUCUACCUCAGGAGGCCAAACAGGCCCUGGAACUGCUGGGGAAAUGGAAGCCCAUGGACGUGGAGGAUUCCCUGGAGCUACUGUCCUCCCAUUACACCAACCCCACAGUGAGGCGCUAUGCUGUGGCCCGGUUGCGCCAGGCAGAUGAUGAGGAUUUAUUGAUGUACCUAUUACAACUGGUCCAAGCUCUCAAAUAUGAAAAUUUUGACGAUAUAAAGAAUGGAUUAGAACCUACCAAGAAGGAUAGUCAGGGUUCAGUGUCAGAGAGUACAUCAAAUUCUGGAAUAAAUUCUGCAGAAAUAGAUAGCUCCCAAAUUAUAACCAGUCCUGUUCCUCCAGUGUCUUCCCCUCCCCCUGCAUCUAAAACGAAAGAAGGUUCAGAUGGUGAAAAUCUGGAGCAAGAUCUCUGCACCUUUUUGAUAUCAAGAGCCUGCAAAAACUCAACACUGGCUAAUUACUUAUACUGGUAUGUGAUAGUGGAAUGUGAAGAUCAAGAUACUCAGCAGAGAGACCCAAAGACCCAUGAGAUGUACUUGAAUGUGAUGAGACGAUUCAGCCAAGCAUUGUUGAAGGGUGACAAGUCUGUCAGAGUUAUGCGCUCCUUGCUGGCUGCACAGCAGACGUUUGUAGAUCGGCUGGUGCAUCUAAUGAAGGCAGUGCAGCGUGAAAGCGGAAAUCGUAAGAAAAAGAAUGAGAGACUACAGGCAUUGCUUGGAGAUAAUGAAAAGAUGAACUUGUCAGAUGUGGAACUUAUCCCAUUGCCUCUAGAACCCCAGGUGAAAAUUAGAGGAAUAAUCCCAGAAACAGCUACACUAUUCAAGAGUGCCCUUAUGCCUGCACAGUUGUUCUUUAAGACAGAAGAUGGAGGCAAAUACCCAGUUAUAUUUAAGCAUGGGGAUGACUUACGCCAAGAUCAACUUAUUCUUCAAAUCAUUUCACUCAUGGACAAGCUACUGCGGAAAGAAAAUCUGGAUUUGAAGUUAACACCCUAUAAAGUAUUAGCCACCAGUACAAAACAUGGCUUCAUGCAGUUUAUCCAGUCAGUUCCUGUUGCUGAAGUUCUUGAUACAGAAGGAAGCAUUCAGAACUUUUUUAGAAAAUAUGCACCAAGUGACAAUGGGCCCUAUGGGAUCAGUGCUGAGGUAAUGGACACGUAUGUUAAAAGCUGUGCUGGAUAUUGUGUGAUUACAUAUAUACUUGGAGUUGGAGACAGGCACUUGGAUAACCUUUUGCUAACAAAAACAGGCAAACUCUUCCACAUAGACUUUGGGUAUAUCUUGGGUCGGGAUCCGAAGCCUCUUCCUCCUCCAAUGAAGCUGAAUAAAGAGAUGGUGGAAGGCAUGGGGGGCACGCAGAGCGAGCAGUACCAGGAGUUCCGGAAGCAGUGCUACACAGCUUUCCUCCACCUGCGAAGGUAUUCUAAUCUAAUUUUGAACUUAUUUUCCUUGAUGGUGGAUGCGAACAUUCCAGAUAUUGCUCUUGAACCAGAUAAAACUGUGAAAAAGGUUCAGGAUAAAUUCCGCCUGGACCUGUCGGACGAGGAGGCGGUGCAUUACAUGCAGAGUCUGAUUGACGAGAGUGUCCACGCCCUGUUUGCUGCAGUGGUGGAGCAGAUUCACAAGUUUGCCCAGUACUGGAGAAAAUGAAACUGGGUUUGGUCCCCCAAGAAGCAUCCUGUGUAUAAUGAAGACUUCAGAGUAACAAGCAAGCAAGAAUGUUUAAUCUUCCAGAUGCCAUAUAUCCUAAAUGUUACAUGGUGUCUGAAUCCCUUGAAUGUCAGUGCUUAUAUAUGUUCUUGAAGGGUUUUGUUUUAAAAUAUUGUAUAUAUUUAUUUUCAAAUAUACACAUUAUUAAUAACCUA